AUGCUAGCCUCGCGCUCUCCAUCGCCCGACAACGAUGUUCUCGCCAUAUCAACGGCGUUGAUUCCCGAGCGAGCAGCCAAGCCCGCGGCAACCAGCACCAUCACAUUCGGCAAUCUCCUUCCACUAACACGCGCCCUUGUCCUUCACGAAGACCUCCAAGAAGGCUGCGGCGGCCAGCUCUGGCCCGCCGGGAUGGUGCUGGCCAAGUAUAUGCUUCAGUACCAUAAGAUAAGCCUAAAGGACAAGACAGUUCUUGAGAUUGGCGCAGGCGGUGGCCUUGUGGGACUGGCCGUCGCAUUGGGAUGUGAAUUUGCCGGUUCCGAGGACCACAAAUUGUACAUCACCGAUCAGAUACCCAUGCUGGCUCUGAUGAAGAAGAACAUUGCCAUGAACCAUGUUGGGGACAGGGUCGAAGCGCUGGUCUACGAUUGGGGCACACCGCCUCCUGAUAAGGUAUUGCGCAACACGGGCGAGACAACCCAGCAUCCGGACAUAGUGCUGGCAGCGGACUGUGUCUAUUUUGAACCUACGUUUCCUUUACUCCUGCAAACAAUGGGAGAUUUGAUUGGUCCAGACACCGUGUGCUAUUUCUGUUUCAAGAAACGCCGAAAAGCGGACAUGCGCUUCAUUCGCGACAUGAAGAAGAAGUUUGCUGUCGACGCCAUUCAGUAUGACAGCCGCGAGGUGGAUCAGAGACAGGGAAUAUUCUUAUAUCACGUUAGAAUGAAACCUGGUACGAGCAGUAGUAAAAAGAACUGA
Messenger RNA from Exophiala aquamarina CBS 119918, 759 nucleotides. RefSeq lists its product as uncharacterized. Lineage: Eukaryota; Fungi; Ascomycota; Eurotiomycetes; Chaetothyriales; Herpotrichiellaceae. The transcript has a single exon. The record is from RefSeq and is a predicted model, not a curated record. Bases 1 to 759 code for a protein of 252 amino acids.